Messenger RNA from Euleptes europaea (tarantolino), 435 nucleotides. Its product is annotated as cyclin-dependent kinase 4 inhibitor B-like. The record is from RefSeq and is a predicted model, not a curated record. Gene Ontology annotation, biological process: regulation of cyclin-dependent protein serine/threonine kinase activity; negative regulation of cell population proliferation. Bases 1 to 435 code for a protein of 144 amino acids. Gene Ontology annotation, cellular component: nucleus. The transcript is spliced from 3 exons. Gene Ontology annotation, molecular function: protein kinase binding; cyclin-dependent protein serine/threonine kinase inhibitor activity. NCBI's taxonomy places the organism in Eukaryota, Metazoa, Chordata, Lepidosauria, Squamata, Sphaerodactylidae.
AUGGACCCAGGAGGGGGGGGGGGGAGAAGCCACCGGCUGGCCAGCGCCGCGGCGGCGGGGGAUCUGGCGGGGGUGCGGCGCCUGCUGCAGGAGGGGGCCGACCCCAACGCCCUUAACUCGUACGGCAGGACCCCCAUUCAGGUCGUGAUGAUGGGGAGCCCCAAAGUGGCGGAGCUCCUGCUGCAGGAAGGCGCCGAUCCCAACCGUCCGGACCCCUCCACCGGCGCGCUCCCGGCUCACGACGCGGCCCGCCAGGGCUUCCUGGAGACGCUGCUGGUGCUGGGCGCGGGCGGCGCUCGCCUGGACGCGCCCGACGCCUCCGGGAGGCUUCCCGUCCACCUGGCCCAGGAGGCCGGCCACCGCCACGUGGUCCGUUUCCUUCUAAGCCAGGCGAGGGGCCACCCCUGGAGCGGCCCUGCGGGACCCGGCUCCUAG